Molecule: messenger RNA, 1406 nt
Organism: Thalassophryne amazonica
Lineage: Eukaryota; Metazoa; Chordata; Actinopteri; Batrachoidiformes; Batrachoididae
Gene: dorip1
Product: chromosome 19 C14orf28 homolog
Exons: 5
Coding region: 182-1171 (329 amino acids)
Source: RefSeq, a predicted model, not a curated record
UUAGCCUUUCAAGAGAAAACUAGCUCUCCAUUGUUUAUGGGCCUUAACCUGACUUUUAAAGAUUAUUGUUAGUUUUGUUAAGGCGUCACCGUGUGUACAUCAAUCAGAAAGUGCGAGGAACAUAUUAUAUUUAGUUGUGUGGCUGUAAAUCUGACCGAGACAUGAAGAAGCACGGAGAGCAAUGGAGCGUAAAUUCAGUGUUUUGAAGGAUACUGACGACAAUCUGCAUUUCGAAAGGUCUAAGACUCUGUUUGAGGAAAUUCGUGCCUCAAUCAACAACAGUGAUGAAGAGGAGCGCUCCUUCUGGAGACCUGUGCUGCCGUGGGGCGGAGUCUUCACCAUUAAGGCUGGACGAAAGGCCGUGUCCUGUACCCCUCUGUAUGUCAAGAUAAGCUUAAAGAACACCUGUACGAUUGAUGGCUUCCUCAUGAUCCUUUAUGUGAUCCUGCGGGAUAACGAGGGCUUUCCCAGAGAGUUGGCCGUCUUCCUCGGGAAGCAGUUUGUGGAGCACUUCCUCUACCUGAUGGACUCCUGUGACUACACCACGGUUAAAAUGCUGUGGAUCUGGGACAGGAUGUCCAAAAGACAGUACCGCUCUGAGGUCCACCAGGCAGCAUUGGAGAUCGACUUGUUUGGCAAUGAGCAUGUGAACUUCACUGAGAACCUGGAGCAUCUGAUGUCCACCAUGCAGGAGAGCCUGUGCACCAACUGGGACUGUCCUGCCCGCUUCCAGGAGUUCAUCAAGUCCACAAUCAUCAUUUGCCCUCACAGUGAGCUGCCUCACAGAGACCCCAUUCAGUCGGCCGUGGACCACUUCUUCUGCCCAAAGAUCCUCUUGUGUACGGAACUCGGGUGCAGCGGUCUCCGGGAGUUCUCUCAAAGGGUCUUCUGCUACGGAGCGCCGCCGUUCGUCAUUCUCAACAUGCAGCAGUGGAAGUCGGAGGAUCUGUCCUACAUUCCGUACCAUCUGGCUCUGUGCAGGCACAGGUACCUGCUAGAGGGCGCCACGCUCUUCAACAGGGAGGAGCAGCACUACUCGGCAGCGUUCCAGAUCGACGGCUGCUGGAUGUACUACGACGGCCUGAGGAGCGACAAUCUGAUCUUGUUACACAAGCCACCAGAACUGCUGCUGCUUUCAUCUCUGAUCUACAUCCGGGCCUCUACCAAGUGACACCCACCACCAACUACAGGGAGGCGGAGUCACACUGGGGGCGUCACCCGCUCCUGUGGAGUUGUUUCAGCAUAAAAAGGUUUCACAUUGCUGUCCAUUAUUAUGUUUUAAAUGUUUACAAAAGCAUAUGGGGAGGUGAUGGUCUAGUGGUUAAGCGUUUGGGCUUGAGACCAGAGGAUCCUCUGUUCAAAUCCCAGCCUGACUGGAAAAUCGCUAAGAGACCUUGAGCAAAGUU